Molecule: messenger RNA, 3815 nt
Organism: Monodelphis domestica (gray short-tailed opossum)
Lineage: Eukaryota; Metazoa; Chordata; Mammalia; Didelphimorphia; Didelphidae
Biological process (GO): regulation of transcription by RNA polymerase II
Molecular function (GO): RNA polymerase II cis-regulatory region sequence-specific DNA binding; DNA-binding transcription factor activity
Source: RefSeq, a predicted model, not a curated record
UUCCCAGAAUGCCUGUUCCCUGACUUCUCCCUAGUUUCGACUCCUCCCCAGCGUGGCUGCGACCGGGCAUGCUGGGAACUCAUUUGGCCCGUCUCAUAUCCUGUAAGGUUUUGCUAUUGUGCUUCUAGGAUCUGUACUAGGUGUCCAAAGAGGAAGUCUCCCCACUUUGGGGCUCCCACUCCCUGAAGGAUCACAGUGUGGCUCAAGCAGAGACCCCAGAACCAGAGGGAAUAGCUCCCAGGACCCAGAGGACCCCAUCCCAGCUUGAAAACAGAAGAAAUGUGUGUACAGAGAGAGUAAUCCAGAAAGCAAAGAUCAUCCAGUAGCAGUUGACAACAUUAACUAAUAUCAGGCUUCUUUGCAAUAUAGUCGUCCAUUCCGAGUGUGGAGAAACCCCAUCUCAGAUUUCAGAUGUCCCAGAGGCAGAGACUAAUUUUGAAGUGAAUGAGAUGUCUACAAAGCUGAGGCUUUUUGUGGAAGGAUCUGGACCUCAAAGAUGCAUGAAUGAGGUUCCCCAUGACUUCAUUUUGAGCGAAAUCUGUGACUCUGAUAUCCAGAGCUCAUUAACAUUCAAGGAUGUGGCUGUGGACUUCACCCAGGAGGAGUGGUGCCUAUUGGACCAUUCUCAGAAGGAACUGUACCUGGAGGUCAUGCUGGAGAAUGUGCAGAAUCUAUUCUCUGUGGGUCUUCCAGUUCCUAGAGAAUAUUUUACCUCUUGUUUUCAGCAAGGGAAAGCAACAUGGCUGCUAGAGCAAAAAAACCUAAGGAACUCUUGUCCAGAGGCAGAGACUAAUUUUGAAAUGAAGGAGUUUUCUACAAAACUGAGGAUUUUUGUGGAAGGAUCUGACCCGAAAAGAUGUACGAAUGAAGAUUCCCACAACUCCAUUUUGAGAGAACUCUGUGACACUGAUAUCAAGAUCAAUAAAAAUGUAAAGAGUGAAUAUGAAUUUGAUGACCCUUCAGAGAAAUUCAGACAAUAUUCAGUCCUAAAUCAGUGUGUGAAAUUAAGCUCUGGAAAUGUCUGCUGUCAGGAUAUUCAAUAUAGCAAAUGCUUUCCUGAGGAACUGGGACUUUUUCAGUGGAAUGAGAAACCUUCAAAAAAAACCAUGUAUCAAGGUAACCUAGGAGGAAUAGCCUUUGGCUGCAGUUUAGACUUCAUUAGACAUCCAAACAUUAAUUGGGUAGAAAUGGUUUCUGUGAAGGAUAAAGGAGGGAAAUCUUUCAGUCAAAACUCUGAUCUUGCUCCACAUCAAAUAAUCCAUUCGGGAGAGAAACCUUAUGAAUGUAAACAAUGUGGAAAGGCUUUCAAACGAAGGGACUCUCUUGCAGUACAUCAUAGAAUCCACUCUGGAGAGAAACCUUAUGAAUGUAAAGAGUGUGGAAAGGCUUUCACACAGAGGAGUCAUCUCAAUAAACAUCAGAGAAUCCACUCUGGAAAAAAUCCUCACGAAUGUAAACAUUGUGGAAUGGCUUUCACACAGAGGAGUCAUCUUGCUGCACAUCAGAGCAUCCACACUGGAGAGAAACCUUAUGAAUGUAAACAGUGUGGAAAGGCUUUCACACAGAAGAGUCAUCUUGCUGCCCAUCAGAGAAUCCACACUGGAGAGAAACCUUAUGAGUGUAAACAAUGUGGAAAGGAGUUCAAAUGGAAAGUCUCUCUUGCAGUACAUCAGACAAUCCACACUGGAGAGAAAUCUUAUGAAUGUAAACAGUGUGGAAAGGCUUUCACUCAGAGGAGUCAUCUCAUUAGACAUCAGAGAAUCCACUCUGGAAAGAAACCUUAUGAAUGUAAACAGUGUGGAAAGGCUUUCACACAGAGGAGUCAUCUUGCUGUACAUCAGAGCAUUCACACUGGAGAGAAACCUCAUGAAUGUAAACAGUGUGGAAAGUCUUUCACACAGAGGGGCAGUCUUGCUGCACAUCAGAGAAUCCACACUGGAGAGAACCCUUAUGAGUGUAAACAAUGUAGAAAGGCUUUCAAAUGGAAAGUCUCUCUUGCAGCACAUCAGAGAAUCCACACUGGAGAGAAAUCUUAUGAAUGUAAACAGUGUGGAAAGGUUUUCACACAGAAGAGUCAUCUCAUUAGACAUCAGAGAAUCCACUCUGGAAAGAAACCUUAUGAAUGUAAACAGUGUGGAAAGGCUUUCACACAGAGGAGUCAUCUUGCUGUACAUCAGAGCAUCCACACUGGAGAGAAACCUUUUAAAUGUAAACAGUGUGGAAAGGCUUUCAAAUGGAAAGUCUCUCUUGCUGCACAUCAGAGAAUCCACACUGGAGAGAACCCUUAUGAGUGUAAACAAUGUGGAAAGGCUUUCAAAUGGAAAGUCUCUCUUGCAGCACAUCAGAGAAUCCACACUGGAGAAAAAUCUUAUGAAUGUAAACAGUGUGGAAAGACUUUCACACAGAGGAGUCAUCUCAGUAGACAUCAGAGAAUCCACUCUGGAAAGAAACCUUAUGAAUGUAAACAGUGUGGAAAGGCUUUCACACAGAGGAGUCAUCUUGCUGUACAUCAGAGCAUCCACACUGGAGAGAAACCUUAUGAAUGUAAACAGUGUGGAAAGGCUUUCAAAUGGAAUGUCUCUCAUGCAGCACAUCAGAGAAUCCACACUGCAGAGAAACCUUACAAAUAUAGAUAGUGUGGAAAGACUUUCAUAUAUAGAGGAUCUCUCACUAAACUUCAGAGAAUCCACCCUGGAGAGAAACCUCAUGAAUGUAAAUAAUAUGGAAAGGCUUUCUCAGAGAGAGGAUUUCUCAGUAAACAUCAAAGAAACCUCAUCAAUGUAAACUGUGGAAAGGCUUUCUCUUGUAAUCCAUCAGUUAAUCUACACUAGAGAAAAGAAACCUCAUUUUAUCGGAUAAAAUCAUGCAAUAUUCUAUGUCAUGUAUUUAUCAGUAUUAGUAAUUUUAGAUUAGAAACUUCAUUGAAAAAUUAAUGAAAGUUAGGUAUCCUUCUCAAGGAAGAUAGAAAUCUCUCCUUUUGAAGAGUAGAGAAAUUUCACUCCUGUUCAGCAAUGUUUUAUAGAUACAUAAAUAUCCGCCUUUUAUUCACUUUUUUCUAAUGUGGCCAAAAUUUUGCCCUUUUUUUCCUUUAAAAAUUUUUAAUAAAUGGAUUAAGAUGUUAGAUUGCCAUUCCUAUGGGAAAAGUCUUGAAACGUGCAACUACAAUCUUAACUCUGUCUCCUAAAUGUUUCAGUUUAAAAGGCCUUCGCCAUGUCUAAAUUCUGGCUUAACUUAAAAAUUGCAAACUUAAGAAAUGACCCAUGAGAUGUUAAGAUUAAAAUUUACCAAAACUGUGCAGGUAAAAAUUAGUUUCUUUGUAAAGGUGUAUUAUAUUUUAGAGGUUUAUUAAAGAUUAGGAAUUUAAGAAGAUACAAGUAAGAAAAGCAGGUGCCUAGGUGGGCCAAGAGGCCCAUUCAAUUUCACUUACAUCAUGAGAGACGCAUCUGCUGGGAAGGGGAAGUAGCAAGAGGGAAAAACCAUAGGUAGAGAUUCUUUAAAUAAUAAUUUGUUCUCAGCCCAGGUGAGAAUCUCAGUGAGAUUAGAGUGCCUCUUGGGAACUAGAGCAAGGACUUCUGGGGAUUGGAGUCUGGGGUUCAAGUCUCCAUUUUUACAAUUCUCCAUGUGAUCGUUUGGGAAGAAGGACUUACACAAAGGAUUGUGAAAACCUAAUCAAUUUAAAGAUUACAAUAAUUUGAGGAUAAGUAAAAAAAAAGAACAAAACCAAUAAUUGCUGGACGCAUUGACAAAAAGCCAGUUAAGGGGCAGUCCCCUUUGGCAUGAAAGUAUACUUGCAAAUAAAUGUUCAAUCAACUACA